UCGAAACCAAACAAGACGGAGAAUAAAAAAAAAGUUGGUAUAAAAAGUGAUCAUUGUGUUCGGUUGCAAAACACUGACCCAUAUGCUCAUGAGACGUCUGAGCGCUAGUUGAUCGAGACGCUCACGCUCGGAGACGCUAUUUCCGCACUAGAGCCAACGUACAGUCUAUACCACCUAGUAACGUUAUAUUUUGACGCUGAUUAGCUGAUCAAAACAGUCGAUAUCUGUUACACAUAAUCAUGGCUUCAGUGGAAGCAAUGGAAGAGCCACAGACGUUUUCCUCUGAAGAAAAUUCUAGAGCGGAUAUCAUCGUUAAAGAGGAGCCAGAGGACCGCGUACUAAGAGAAAUACGCAAAUAUAAAAUCCCUAACCUUAAUGGUGUCCAAAGAGAACGCUUGUUCACGGUGCUAGCGAACCUUGUUGGCAAUAGUACUGAAAGUCCUUCAACGCAGCAGGAAACGCUUGGACGGAUACUGGAUAUUCUGAACAACCUGCCGUCACGCAAGUCCUGGUUUCAUGAUCUCGUUCAGGCUUUACGACAGGCGGGUGACACAUUUUUUAAGCAAUUGGCUGUGGAUUUGGAAAAUGAGUUUCAGGAAAGUCGGCGAGAUAUGGACGAGGGGGAAUGGGAGAGCUCUGGGAGCGAGGAUAUUGAUGGAGACGAAAACAUUGGGUUGGAAAUCCCCCCUUGCUCAGAAUCGUUUUAUAGAGAACACAGUACAGAUUUUGAAGAGAAUUACAAGAACACAUCGUCACCAAGGGGCAGAGUAUUAGUCAUAAACAACAAACAUUUUGGCGGGAGGAGCGAUCGAUUUGGGACAGAACGAGACGUCGCCAUGUUGGAGAAAUUGUUUACGGGACUACACUAUAAGUUCGUAGUCAAACACGAUUUAAAAGCACAGGAUAUCAAAGAAGCCUUAAAAGAAGAAAGUCUAAAUCCUGAACACAAAUCCUUUGACUCGUUCGUGUGUGUAAUUCUCAGCCACGGAGAAAAAGAGAUUGUACGCGGAACAGAUUCUGAAUCUGUAAAAUAUCAGGAGAUUCUAAGCCCUUUUGAUAACCAAUCGUGCCCCGGAUUAGGAGGGAAACCAAAAUUAUUCUUCAUUCAGGCAUGCCAAGGAAACAAGACGGACGACGGUGCUAUCUGCACCGAUGAAGGGGAAAGUGAAGAGAUCACGGAUUCGCCCGCUACUGCAGGCGUCGGAGAUAUGUUGUACGUGGAUGCUGAAACACAUGGAAAAGUUAUCCUUCCAACUAAAAGUGAUAUACUCAUUGCCAAAGCGACGACAGAGGAAUAUGUUUCAUAUCGAACGAGACAGAAGGGCACGUGGUUCAUCCAAGCCAUAGUUAAAGUUUUCAGUCAACAUGCAUGUAAGGAGGACGUGGGAUCGAUGUUAACAAAGGUUAACAGUCACGUUUCCCGAUUAUCGACGUCAAAAAAAAAGAAGCAGAUGUCGGAAGUCACACAUACAUUAUGCAAGAAAAUGUACUUCUUCCCAGGCAAUGGGAAAAGCAAAUCUGAGCAGCCUCAUACAGAUAUGUCUUCGAUGCUCGAGGAAGUUCCUUGGAAAAAAAUUAAACUGGAUUCUGAACCAUCACUUGAAUCACCAAUCAGCAUCAAGCCAGAAGUACUGACACCAAGAAAGUACCAGAAAGAACUUGCUAAGCCGGCGAUGGAUGGGCUGAACUGCAUUAUCUAUGCUCCGCCAAACAGCGGAAAAACCGUCGUGGCUUUAAUGAUUGCCAAAAACCACCUCGAGAAGAGAUGUGCUUCUACAAUGACUGCGGCAACUUCAGGCAGAGAUGAUGACUUAACUGAAUUGAAAACUGCGGCGACCUCAUUGGAGAAUACUGUGCCCAAAGCUUCGGACGAGGUUAUAUAUACUCGACUGAAAACACUUGUCAACUCUAGCAGACCAUCUUACCAGACUGUACCUGCUGUUCUUUGCAGCAGUAAUAUUGAGGACGCUACUGAACUUAAAGCAGUCAUGAACACACAUAGUUCCAAGGUACCCAAAGUGGCCUUUGUUACCAGACGGUUUACCCUUCUGCAACAAACCUUCAAACACUUCAAAAAAUACAUGCCACUAUGGAGCACUGGCAAACGCAGCGGUGGGUCAAACUCGAAUACGCCAUUGAGUCUACUUGUCCAGCGCAAAGACGUCAUUAUAGUCGUUGACAACAUUAUGAAAGAUUCACUGGAGUCGAAGGAUGUUAGUAUUAUGGAUUUCUCCCUAAUCAUCUUUGAUGAGUGCCAUCACUGCAAGGCAGACAAUGACCACCCUUACAAUCAAAUCAUGUCAUUUUACAUCGAACAGAAGUUGAUGCUAGGUGAAACUGGGGAGGGAAAGUUACCACAGAUCGUUGGGCUGACCGCCAGCCCUGGAGGGGGAAGACGACCAGUCGCUGAAAGUGUUGAAAAGCACAUUCUUAAGCUUUGUGCUAAUCUAGACGCCCGCCGCAUUGUCACGGUGAAGGACAACCUGGACGAAUUAAGCCAAAGGAAACUGGAACCCUUAGAACAGGUUUGUGUUGAGGUGCAGGAACGAGAGAAUCCAUUCAAUGACCACUUGGCAGCCAUGAUGACUCAGAUAGAAAGUUGGAUCCAAAUUUCUUCGGACAUUACUAAAGGUACACAGAGAUACAUGUCAUUUGUAGAGGAAAAGAAAAAGGCCUUCCUUGAAGACGACGGUCUUAACACCCUGAAAAGCCUCCUGUGUUUGGAUCAUUUGUAUGAAUAUAACAAUGCGAUAGAGUUUUGUAGCUCGAUGCGAAUGGAAGAUGCACUUUGGUGUCUGAAGGUCUUCUAUAAUGAUAUGGAACGCAAUAAAAGGGAGAGUGGUUUUGUAGAAAUGGAAAAAAGACUACUGACGUAUUUUGAAGAUAAUGUGCAACAAUUGAGAUCUUUUGCGUCAAAAGAAAAAACACCCCCGAAACUGAAGAUUCUGAAAGAACAGAUUCUUACUAGUCAGAUGAAAUGCGAAGGAAAUAGAGCUAUUAUAUUCGUCAAGACAAAAAAGACAGCAGAGGCCAUGAAAGUUUGGAUAAACAGUGACACAGAUUUGAAAGAGGUCAAUGCUGACGUUCUUUUUGGAACCAAUACUUCAAACGAGAAAGGCGGGAUGUCAUAUGGCGAGCAGGAUGCCGUUCUAAAGAAAUUUAAAUCGGGAGAAACAAAAGUAUUGAUUAGUACAAGUGUUGGAGGGGAAGGACUUCAUGAGUCCAAUUGCGGCACGGUUGUUAUCUACGAUCACAUGUUUGAUGACGUAUACAGUAUUCAGGCACGUGGACGUGCACGCGCAACGAAAAGUACCAUCGCAGUUAUCGGUGCGGCAAACACAACAGCGAAGCAUGAAGUGAAUGUUUUAUUAGAACAGCUCACAAAAAUGGCCGUUGCUAGAAUACAGCAAAUACCUCCAGAACAUAUGUUGCAGAAGAUCAACAACAUGCAGCAUGAAGAUGCCCACAGAAGAAAACAAAGGCGGGAGAUGAUGGAGGAACAGAAAAAGAAAAUCCGCACUGAUGACAUAAAUCUUAUCUGCAAAGGACCAUGUGGUAAGCGAGUAUGCAAACUCUCUGAUAUCCGCAAGAUCGAAACCGCCCACAUCAAUCCAGAUCCUGACUUCGCUUCCAAUCAUGUUCUUUUCCGAGAUCAUCAUGAACCUAAAAAGAGCGCACUCGGUAUUAAGAAGAUCCACUGCAAAGAAUGUGAACAAGACUGGGGUAACACGUUGCAGUCGUAUGGUUACCCUUGUUUAAAAAUUAGCGCUUUUUACACUGAGGAACAAGGUGUAAAGAAAUCGAGGAAGAAGUGGUCCAGUGUUCCUUUUUCCAUUCAGAAAUUUUAUCCCGAUGCUUAGAGUAUCUUUGUGCAGUAGGGAAGGGUUUCUAACUUGGCAACAAAGAGUUGUGGGUUUGCGUAUUAGAUGGCCACUAAUCUUUAGAAACACAAACCGCAGACUGCACUCUCAAAAAUUCAUCUGUUUUAAAGCAGGCUAGAUUGAACAAACAAACUCAAAAUACACACCAUUUUCAGACAACAAAAUGCCAUCUUCAGUUUUGACACAGUUUGGAGGUUUGAAUAAUUGUUGUAAUUGUUGUGGUAUUUCCAAAUGUUCAGAACAAUGAAUCGUUGAAUGCAUUGCACAAAAUCAAAUAAAAAAAUAAACAUUAAACAUAUAUACAUAAUUAUUAAAUUAAAAUUAUUACAAAUAAUGUGCAAGAAAUGGCAACAUGACUGAAUCCAUGCAGUCGCCAUCAAAUAAUCACAUAUGUUUGCAGUUGAAAUCAUAUAUGGUGGUAUUUGAAUAAAUUGCAAUCACAUGUUGAUGGUGUUUGAUGGGCUGUAAGAUAUGCUUAUUAAUUACAGGAAUCCCAAAAUGCUCACUUUCAUUGGUAAGCAAAUGAUCAAACAUAAUUAUAUUUGUUACAGCGUUCAGUCCCCCUUACGAUCUUUGCUUGAAAAAUCCAUUUGGUAGUACAGUUUGAUAUUGUUUUGAAUUAGGAUUUUGCAUUUUAUUUUUGCUGUGUGUGUUUGUGUGUAUGUGUGUGUGAGAAAGAGAGAGAGAAAUAAAAAAGUAAUUUUUUUUGUUCCACUGGAUGGGUAACUAAUCAUCUAUCUUCAAACGUCAGCAUUAUUAUUAUAAUAACGUUAGGCUAGUGCUUAACGGACCUCCCUAUAAUAUUAUUGUAUAUUGUGGUCACACUGCUGUGGUGAUACCGCUUGAAAUGCACACAAUACCAGUCUGAAAAUUUUAUGACAAAAAAAUGAAUUUUCGUUGAAAUUUCAAUUAUUUUCAAUUUAUCACCAAAGUAAUUAUUCAAAUACUGUUCAAUAAGUGCCCUUUUCUGGUUUAAGUUCUGUUUAUUUAUUUAGUUUUUUU
This is a messenger RNA of Lingula anatina, 4883 nucleotides long. Its product is annotated as ATP-dependent RNA helicase DHX58. Gene Ontology annotation, molecular function: nucleic acid binding; cysteine-type endopeptidase activity; ATP binding. The record is from RefSeq and is a predicted model, not a curated record. Gene Ontology annotation, cellular component: cytoplasm. NCBI's taxonomy places the organism in Eukaryota, Metazoa, Brachiopoda, Lingulata, Lingulida, Lingulidae. Gene Ontology annotation, biological process: proteolysis.